This is a messenger RNA of Penicillium canariense, 918 nucleotides long. RefSeq lists its product as uncharacterized. The record is from RefSeq and is a predicted model, not a curated record. The transcript is spliced from 2 exons. Lineage: Eukaryota; Fungi; Ascomycota; Eurotiomycetes; Eurotiales; Aspergillaceae. The coding region runs from base 1 to 918 and encodes 305 amino acids.
AUGCUGCUCGCAUACCUUCUCUCCUCACACCUUCUCUCCUCACACCUUCUCUCCUCACACCUUCUCUCCACACACCUUCUCUCCACACACCUUUUCGUCACGAAUAUGGCGAACACAGCAACAUUGAUAGCACGGGAGGCUCUGAAAGAAGCCUUGCCCGAUCUAAAGAUCACCACCAAGAAAACCACCAGUUCGGCCCUUCAUCCAAUCGAUUUUGUUGGAAACCUACAGCUGUGGCCUAACUUCAGGGCUGAGGUUCUCCAAACUUUCAAUACACAGACCUGGAGCGCGACAAUCAUCAAAACCAAGGUCGCAGGGCCAGCUGCCCUUGGCUCGAUCUCUGAAGAGCAUAUGGGUGUUUCUUGCGAGGCAUCUCUGCAAGGAAGGCUAGGCGAACGCGUCGGUCAGGUUUUGAGCGCCGUGUUGAAAGCCCAGUGGUAUGAUCUUAUGUUUUGCAGCUUUAGAGGCGCCGAGCUACCUUAUGAGGGCUACCACAAAAUCCCCGACUUCGCCGCUAUAAACCAAGCUGGUACAGUGAAGAUUGUUGGAGAGGCGAAAGUACCAUGGGUGACAACGCAUUCGCCCAGCCGUGCACUUGAUAUGUUUAUGCGCGGUCGAGAAGAACAAUUUCGCCACUUGCUAGGCCAAAUCUCUCUUUACAUGCGCGAGACACAACUCAAGUAUGGAUUUCUUUCCUCGUACAAUGAAACAAUCGUGCUCCGAAAGACGGUUGUUGGCAGGCAUUGGGUGCUGGAGUACUCCCCAGUAAUCUACCACAGUGACGAAGGUAAUACAAUGAGAGGAACAGUGUCCACUCUCCAGAGUCUCUAUCACAUCGCACUUUUAUGCCAAGGGGGUUGGGAUUUCGGGUCAAAUACAGGCACUCGGAACCAGAAGUGGACUACAAACCGGCAAUGA